This is a messenger RNA of Oikopleura dioica, 1974 nucleotides long. Lineage: Eukaryota; Metazoa; Chordata; Appendicularia; Copelata; Oikopleuridae. The record is from the annotation of a GenBank genome assembly.
AUGAAUGAUAUCGAGGUGCAGACGGAGGAAAUCGAAGAACCCGGCCCAAAUCCGGCAGAAGAGGAUUUAAUCCGGCUUCAAUCUUCUAUGUGCGAGAUUCAGGAAGACUUCACGCGAGAGCGCCAAAUGCUCAAAGAUCAGAUCGCACAGCUUCAGGCGCAAGUUCUGGCUGCCGAGAAAUUGAACGAAGAGGCCGGCCAAAGUCAUCAUAAAGAUGGCGACGUGAUGGUCGCACCGGAGCACUCAAGCCCUCAAGUACCGCAGAUUGAGAAGAAAACCGAAACCUCAGAUACUGGUUUGAUAAGUGUUACCGAAAAGCCCCUACCACCCCCACCACGCUCGUCCAGCGCGGCGGAUGGAGGCAUACCCGACCCUACCUUGCAGAAAAACGAAAUCAUUAUCAACGAAACUGAACGCCUCAGCAUAACGAAUCCAGCCUUUGAACCGGAUGUGGACUCGUCGAGCAGCUCGGAACCGCCGCCGAAGCCUGAGCGAAAUGUUUCUGCAGUGGAACCAUGGACACCCGCAAAACCGAUCAAAUCUUCGAUAAUAUCUUCAACCUCCGAAAGUGACCAAGAAGCCUCCCCGGAAAAGACAGAAGACGCUGAGGAGCCAGUCGAUGUCUCAGACGAAGUGCCACAAGAAGAAGUGAUUACGGGCAAUGAUACCGGAGAAGAAACUCAAGCACCACCGGCGACUCCAGUCCCUGAUUAUCCAUCUGAUGAUAAGGUCGAUAAUGAAGAACCUACUCCAAGCGAAGUCGUCAAACCCUUCGAAGACGACUUCGCGAAUUUCACAGUGCUGCGAAAGAGCUCUAAAGCGGAGUCCGAAAAAGAUUCAUUCGGAUUUACGGAAGAUUUCGGGCCCACGAAAAAUGACAACACAUUUGGCAUGGACGAAUUCGUUCCUGUGAUCGAUUCAAGCAAGCCUGCAACAGUCGAGAAGGUCGACUGGGGAAUAUCAAGCUCAGAAGAUGAAGGUGGCGAUUCGAAAAACGCAAUAACUAUUGAUGAUCCAUUCAAAGACGAUCCAUUCAGCUCUCCGGCCGAUGUCCUGAAUAAUGAGGAAGUCACGCCAGAGAGUGAGACGAAAACAAGUCAAGACGAUCAAUCAACAGGAGAUGAUAAGGCGGAUACAAGUGAAAACCAGCCAGCAUCUGAUAGUCAAAUUCAUCAAAUGCUUCAAUUCUUCAACAAAAAAUACGAAGAAAAUACGGGCUCGAAUAAAAGUCCCGAAAUACCGAUCCCAAAAGUGGAGAAAAUUCAACUCGAGCCUGCGCCCGUAGAGAGUACAGAACCGGAAGAAAAAGAGCCGGACGAUAACUCGCCCCAAGAGGUUGAGGAAGAGACUCAAGUUGAGGAGACGGCUGCGAUGGAAAAGGCCUGGGAGUCAGAUUCUACUGACGACGAGCAGAAAACGCAAAUAUCAACAAAGGGCUCGAAAGUUCUGAUGGCGAAAAAGAUCACCUUGGAAUCCACUGACGACGAAGUCGGCCUUACAGAGCUCGACACAGAUAUGGAAAACGAUGGGGGCUCCAUCAUUCCAGACGCGAGUCAGUCAACCGUCGCUGAUCAUGAUGAUCGAAGUGACUUUCUAAAGUCCAUGGAACAGGAGCUGCAAGAGAUCCAGAAACAUCAUUCUCUUGGCGCUCGGUCCCUUGGCAACGUCCCAGAAAUUCCGAUAUCUGAACAGCUGAGCGCCGCAAAAUGGAACUUAUCGGACUCUGACGAUAACAACGACGAGGAACCGGGUGCUGUCGCAGUCGCUCUUUCUGAUUCAUCGUCGGAAGAGGACAAUAACGAAGGUUCACCAGUAAUAAAAUCUUCAUCUGUCGGGGAUAGUCUUAUUGGCUCGUCAGGUUUCACAUUUUCGUCGAAUUUCGAAUCCGCUGCUCCCGUCAAGAAAAUGGCCCCCGUGGCAAUAUCGCGGACGAGCUCAAGAUCGUCUUCUUGUGAUUCCUUCUCAUCGUCCUAG